Mollisia scopiformis is the source of this 1304-nucleotide messenger RNA. RefSeq lists its product as uncharacterized. The transcript has 3 exons. The coding region runs from base 56 to 1030 and encodes 324 amino acids. NCBI's taxonomy places the organism in Eukaryota, Fungi, Ascomycota, Leotiomycetes, Helotiales, Mollisiaceae. The record is from RefSeq and is a predicted model, not a curated record.
GAUGUACGUGUAUCCUCAUGUCCACAUACUGUGUACAACUAAUCACUCUAUAAUCAUGCCAUCCACUUUACCUCCUUCUGCAGACUCCCGGAACAAAUUCGAGGACCUAUCUGGGGUUGAUAGUACUCAGUAUUCAAAUCCGUACGAUGCCUUGAUCGAGGCGUGCCGAGAUGACCCUGCCAAGCUUCAAGACAAAUACUCCGCACACCGCGUGACACGUAAUAGUCAGCAAAAAGAAAAAUUGCUCUCGUCGGACUUUUCGGGAUUGAUCCUAGAUCCCAUUCUCCAAAGGUUGACAGACUCUUCUGUACAGCCAGGGUUUCGAGAUCCGAGGCACUGCUUAGUGUUUUGGGCCAGACCUCCAACACACAUACGCUCUCUGGUGGAAAGGGUGCAGCACAAAUUGCUUCGUCUGGCACCAAACCUUUGGUUAAUGCCCUUGCAAAACCUGCACCUGACGGCCCUUGAGAUUACACACUCUUUGACUGAGCCAGAGAUAGAAACCAUAGUUUCUCAGCUUGGCCAACCAGUCAUCAGAUCGAUGACUGAUUACACUUACAGUCACCGUGCUCGCUUGAUCAAGCCCAUGAUCUCUUACGACGGAGCAGCCUUGGCAUUGUCUUUCCUUCCUGCAUCCGGAGAAGGGCUACCUUCAAAGGAGAGCAGUAAUCUGGAUGAGAGAACGCGAGAAGAGGACAGCUUCACCUAUCAUCACUUACGUCGAGAUUUAUUCAAUAUUGCCAAAGAGGCUGUGCAUAUUAAUUCUCGUUAUGUGGUUCCCAGCUCUCACAUCACCGUCGGACGUUUUCUGACUCAAGAUGAUCACGACACACCAGGGAAGAUGGAACUGUUCAUCAGAGAGAUUGAAGAUAUUAAUGCUUGGCUUCAAGAAGCGUAUUGGCCGGAAAACGGAGGUGAUAGGAUAGAAGAUGGAGAGUGGAUUGUAGGUCAAGAAAAGGGGCUCGAUUUCCGGCACGGCACGUUGUGGUAUGGAGGCGGCACGACCAUUAGACUUGGAAAGGGGUUUUAAACAAUCAAACUGCGCAGUAAUACGUUGGAUGAUUUUCUACUUGAAAUAAAGAGACAGAAAAGUUUGCAGAACCACACAAGUCGACUUUCAAUCUCGCUUUAUGCGCUGGACUGAGGUGAUAUCGCAUAACAGUUUUUGUGUAUUACUGCAACCAUCGGAUAUGCAAACUGCAUUCAGACUAGAAGUUACCAAGCAUGGCUGUUGGACCUGGAAGUAUGUUUUCCUUACGAAAUUGGUGUAUAUGUAACUCCAACAACCAGAUCUCUGUCGUUAC